Chara braunii is the source of this 1845-nucleotide messenger RNA. NCBI's taxonomy places the organism in Eukaryota, Viridiplantae, Streptophyta, Charophyceae, Charales, Characeae. The record is from the annotation of a GenBank genome assembly.
UUGUGCUUUCACUUCAAAGGCCUUUACGAUGACGGCAGCAAGCGUCUUCCAUCGCCAGAGCAAUAUCUCGAUCUCGCGAUGAUGGUGUCGAAAGAACGUCCGGUUCUUCCGCGAGAACAUGUUUUUCGGCUUCUGCCACCCCAUGAGGGGUCGUCCGGCUUGGCUCAAGAAACUCCAGGUGAGGCAGUGGGGUGUGGGAGUCCGAUUCAAGACGCUGGGGGUCGGGUCAAGGGGCGCGCGCGCAGCGUUCACACACUGGUCGGCCAGGAUGCUCCUGGGAACACGUCGGAUUUGCAUUCUCAGGCUACAGGGACUCAACGGGUCGGUACUCCGAAACUCAUCAAGGUCCGUUGCGGCGGCGACACGUAUUCGCUUCGAGAUGAGACGAGAAGAGAAUCCAGCAGAUCGGGGCAAGAUGUCAGAGGGAAUGAGGCUGAAGGGAUGGGCGCUGUCCGCGAAAGCUCUGGCGGGGAGCAGACUUUUUCGGAGAAGAAGCGCGAGCGACAGAGGAUGGUGCGAGAGGAGGUGGCGGAAGGAACCCUCCGCAUGAAGAGGAUGAGAGGAAAAUCGGAGGCGGUGAUGGGGGGGGAUGGAAGUGACGUUGGAGAACGACAAGUCGUGGGUGGAGGAGAUUCGACUGAUCCAGGCGCUGCGGCCGCGAGAGAACCUUCAGGGAAAUUGAAACGGAAAGUGGCAGCUGAAGAAGGCGAUGGCCAGACGAAACCUCGAAGGCGGAAGACUGCUGAGGCGGCGAGUGGGGGCGAACGGCCUGUCGGUGAUGAGUGCGACGAAGCGGCAACAUUCUGGCUCGAAUACGAGCGGAACGAUGGCGGUGAAAUCGUGGAGAAGGAGCUCCCCGUCCAACUGCUCAUCGACCACAGGAAGGUCUGCGACAUCCCGUCUUGGGAAAGAUAUUACAACCACCGCAAUCUAAAUCGCAAAACCGUGGACGACAUCAAGGCUGCGAUGCUGAGUCAAUUCCGCGAGAAAAGGGGGAAGAUCUGGACGAAAAACCCUUUGGUUCUGGCACCCAUCUACAAGCCGGUGACGCGUAGGCCGGAGAAAGCUGACAGGGUUCACAAAGAUGUCUUCAAGCUAGAGGACAAGGACAAGCACUACUAUUACCCUGUUACCAGUCAACACACCGUGACUGCUGUGAAGGAGUUGGAGGGUGAGCCAAUAUUCGAUUUGUGGAAGAUGCACUCGUGGCCGGCGAGAGUAGUGUGGGUCUCCGACCAAGAUUUCGCGGGCUAUAGGCAGUGGAUGCCCCUCGUGACGGCCGGUGAUGACGUUUUCCGCAAAGCCAUGGAGUUCUACGCGAAAUGGGCGGAGGGGAAGUUGUUGGGUGGCGACGGCAAGACUCCAUUGUCGAGGCCGGACAAAUACAUGCCAGACAAAUCUCCGGGUCUACAAGCAAUUCCGGAAAUGGGCUCGAAAGGGGCGGCUGGUGAAACGAAGAUGGGGUGGCUGGUCCGGGUCCCGCCGCCUCCGACCAAAAAGAAAACGCAAGCGGACGACAAGUUUUUCGUGGUCGUGAAGGAGCCAAACAUGUUCUGUUGGCAGUGUCUCGCCGACAUGACUGAUGUCGAGAAACUGUCGAUCCUUGACGACAUUCUCGCGCUAAGGGGAGUGUUCGUGCAAUCCGCGGGCGGCCAUCUGCACUCGUGGUUAAUGGACCCCGGAAAAUUCGCCGAACCUAGCAGCGAAGCUUGUUCGCGAAAGGAUACCGAAUUCGCUAAAACAAGUUAGCGAAAUCAGUGUUUAGGUUUGGCGAAGACAAAAUGGUUGUUUAUAACUUCGGGUUUUGUGAACACCGAAAAGUGGUUUCGAGAUUUAACUUACUAG